This is a messenger RNA of Corylus avellana, 1750 nucleotides long. RefSeq names its product UPF0481 protein At3g47200-like. NCBI's taxonomy places the organism in Eukaryota, Viridiplantae, Streptophyta, Magnoliopsida, Fagales, Betulaceae. The record is from RefSeq and is a predicted model, not a curated record.
UCAGAUUUGGAAUCGCUCUCCACUAGGAAUGAUAAACAUUUCAAUGGAGCUUUAGUUCACAUCUCUUCACCAAGCCAAACCCGGCCAGAAAGCAUUCUCCUUCAAAGAUGGUGGCUGUGUUCAACAAGGAGCUCUUGAGCUGGUACCUAAUCACCGUCAAACUCAGAGAAGCUGUGGCGUCUGGGGUGGCAACAACACCUAAUUCUACACCAUCAUCUGCAGGAUUUCCAGAACGAUCUCAGCAGCUGCUGCAGAAACAACAGCAGAAACCACUAGGAUCAUUGCAAAUCGUGAUGAGAAAUGAUGGUAAGAAUUGCGAAGAGGAUCGCGAAGACAAUCCACCAGAGUCGGAGUGGGUGAUCUCCAUCAAAGAAAAGCUCGACCAAGCGCGUCAAGAUGAUGCAGCAAGUUCAUGGGCAAAGCUGUGCAUUUACCGAAUCCCCCAUUACCUAAAAGAAGGCCAUGACAAAGCGUUUGUCCCUCAGAUUGUUUCCCUAGGCCCUUACCACCAUGGUAAGAGACGCCUACGCCAAAUGGAUCGCCAUAAAUGGCGUGCCCUUCACCAGAUCCUCACGCGUACCAACCAUGACAUAAUGCUUUAUCUUGAUGCCGUAAAAGAAGUUGAAGAAAGAGCUCGCAACUGUUAUGAAGGGUCAAUAACUCUUAGCAGCAAUGAAUUUGUUGAAAUGAUGGUGCUGGAUUGUUGCUUCGUGCUUGAGCUCUUUCGGGGUGCUGCUGAAGGAUUCAAGCAACUUGGCUACCCACGAAACGAUCCCAUCUUUGCAAUGCGUGGCUCAAUGCACUCCAUCCAGCGAGACAUGAUAAUGCUGGAGAAUCAACUCCCACUGUUUAUACUUGAUCGGCUCUUGGGGAUUCAGUUAGGCAACCCAGACCAGAAAGGAGUGGUAGCCAAGCUAACACUCCAAUUUUUCGACCCGUUAAUGCCAACAGAUGAGCCAUUAACAAAGAGUGAUAUGAACAAAUUACAGUUAUCGCUUGGAUAUGCAACUACCUUUGACCCUUUAUCAGAUCAAGGUGGCCUUCAUUGCCUUGAUGUUUUCAGACGAAGUCUCCUGCGCAGAGGGCUUCAACCGGAACCCAGGAUUUGGAUCAAGAGAUGGUCACAUGGUAAUCGUGUUGCAGAUAAACGAAGGCAGCAAUUGAUACAUUGUGUUACAGAACUCAGAGAGGCUGGAAUCAAGUUCAAGAAAAGGAAGACAGAUCGCUUUUGGGACAUAAAAUUCAAGAAUGGAAUUCUCAAAAUCCCUCGGCUCUUAAUCCAUGAUGGUACAAAGUCACUUUUUCUCAACCUUAUUUCCUUUGAGCAGUGCCAUCUUGAUUGCAGCAAUGACAUUACUUCAUAUGUGGUCUUCAUGGACAACUUGAUUAACUCUCAUCAAGAUGUGGGUUACCUUCACUACUGUGGAAUAAUUGAGCACUGGCUCGGCAGUGAUGCUGAAGUUGCUGACCUCUUCAAUCGCCUCUGUCAAGAGGUGGUUUUCGACAUCAAUAACAGUUACCUUUCCCGCUUGUCAGAGGAUGUGAACCGGUAUUACAACCAUAGGUGGAAUGCUUGGCGUGCGAGUUUAAAGCAUAAGUAUUUUGGCAAUCCUUGGGCCAUUAUCUCAUUAAUUGCUGCUGUUGUCUUGUUGUUGCUUACUUUUGCACAGACUUUCUAUGGAGUAUAUGGCUAUUACAACCCUAGGUGAAUCCGGAAAGUCCAAGUUCUCUAUCUCUAUUUGGUUUGAGU